Molecule: messenger RNA, 7791 nt
Organism: Cygnus atratus (black swan)
Lineage: Eukaryota; Metazoa; Chordata; Aves; Anseriformes; Anatidae
Gene: PIK3CG
Product: phosphatidylinositol-4,5-bisphosphate 3-kinase catalytic subunit gamma
Exons: 12
Coding region: 2644-6060 (1138 amino acids)
Biological process (GO): cell migration; phosphatidylinositol 3-kinase/protein kinase B signal transduction; phosphatidylinositol-3-phosphate biosynthetic process
Cellular component (GO): phosphatidylinositol 3-kinase complex, class IB; cytoplasm; plasma membrane
Molecular function (GO): 1-phosphatidylinositol-3-kinase activity; 1-phosphatidylinositol-4-phosphate 3-kinase activity
Source: RefSeq, a predicted model, not a curated record
AAUGGGGUUGUUAUUCUUUAUCUCAGUUCUCCAUGAAACAACAUAAAAACUGAUGUUUGACUGUGCAGAGGACACAAAAGAUACCGUCUUACAUUUUUUCCAGCCUCCAAAACUCCCAUUAAAGAUCAUGACAGCAAUUGCUUGUCAUAUUUUUAUUACAGCUGAAAGAUAAAGGAAAUAAUUGCAUUUUGACUGCACCCCACAAGAUUAUAUUAGCAAAAUGAUUGCUUCUUUGCAUGACUAAUUUUGAUUAAAUCAGCUUCAUUUAAAUACCAAAUUGUAUUCUUCACCUUCCUUCAUUAAGCUAUGGUAUUUCUGAAUGUUUAGAGCUCCAUUUUUAUAUGGUAAAAUGUGCAUUUCAGUGUAUUGUACAGGCUGUCAUUCAAUGAAAAAAUGGAAAGUGACAGAUUAUGGAAAGAGGUUAAAGUCACAUUUGGAAAUCAACAGGAAUAAAAUAAUGUUAAAAUAUAUAUUUCUAAAGACUAUGCAAACUAUAAAGAGAGCACGCUUGGUAACAGGAAAGCCCGUACUCGCCACAAAGGGUAGUAAGUGUGCCGCAUAUAUAGGAGCUGAAAAUUAACUGAAAAAAAAAAUAAUUUAUUAAGCUUCUAAAUCCUGAAAUGACAAAGAUUUUCAGUUUUUCUAUAACACCUUACAAAAUAUUUUACCUCCUUUUCUCAAAUAGAAUAUAGAAAAUAAUGUAUUCUUUCAUUUCAAAUAGCAUUAUGUUGAUUUAUAGCUAUUUAAAAAUAUUUUAUACAAUUCUGGCUGAAGUGACACAUGAAACGCGUCAUUUGCUCAGGCUGUAAAUUAUUCCCUCUGAAUUUGUCUUUUGACAAAUGAAGGUCUUCUUUAUUCAUCUGCUCAAAUCUCCAUAUGUUUGUGCAUCCCCAAAUAAAGUCCAUGGAUUUUAACAGGAUUAGUAGCCAAACUGGCUGUAUUUCUGUUCCUGGAGUGAUCCAUCUGGGGACCCAGCCAACAACAACAAAAAAGAGGCUUCCUAUUUGAUAAGGUUUUCUAAUCUAUUUUAAAGCAUUCAGCAAUACACGUGCUCUGCAAAGCUGAACUUCUCUGACAAAUAUUACCAAUCGUAUCAGGAAAACCAAGCACAAAGUCAGUGAAUCUUCACCGUGUUUCCCCUGUGCUGCAAGCACGUCGUGUGAAGGUUGUUAAAGGUUUUCGUUUUGCCUCUAGCUUUGUAAAAAGGGAACUUGAAGCUGAAAUAGUUAUGCUUUCAUUUAGCCACUGUUCAGUGUAACACAUUAAUUUUGAAACUCCAUGUUUAUACUAUUGUUUCUGAAUUACUUUCUGCUUCAGGCUGGUAUUACAACUCUUAGUGUUGUCAUGCAAAUGAUUUUUUAAGUCAAAAGAACUCCACUGUUAUAAUGACAAUUAUCCAAACUUUUACAAUAGCAUCUGUACGAGGAACACACAGGAACACACUAGUUAUUCUCUUCUGAUAUUUUUCGCUCUCUGGAGGUUAACACAGUGCACAUAGAAAAUUCAGAUUCCCUUUUAUAGUCUGUGUGGAAAUCUAUGAUUUUGUCAAGCACUCCCUGAAGAUGUCACCUUCUGUCAGCAUGUCGUUCAGGGCAAGCAUGUGGGCUCUUUGCCACACAGGGUUCACCUCUGAGUCUCAUUGCAAGAUCAAGGUCAGAAAAGGUCUCGGUACAACCACUGAAAUAAUUUUGUUAUCCAUUUCAAAACAGAGGUGAGGAGAUACAAAUGCUCAGCUCCUUUCAGAGCCGAACAGGCAGCAGCCAGGGGAGCGAAUGGGUUGUGACGGGGUGCUGUUUGUUUGAGUUGGAAGUGAAUGGUUAUGCCUGUGCUGCAUUUUGAGUCCUGGCUCUGGAAGGCUGAUGAAUUAAUACUCCUGCUGCGGGCAGCCUUGGCAAGGCCGUAGCUGGAGUACUACGAUGUCCAGUUCAGAGCAGUGCCUUCCAAAACCGAUGCGGCCCCUUUGGCAGGAGCCCAGGGGCAGGCUACAGGAAUCGCCAGGGGGCUGAGGAAGACGACCAAAAGGCAGAGAGACAGGGCUGCGGGGCCUGGAGGUGAGAGGCUAGCAUAAAAGCAAGAAUCCAGCGCCUUCAAAUAAAAAGAAGCUGGAAAAAAAGGAAAAAAAAAAAAAAAGAGGGGGUGUGGGGGGAUAAGACAAGUAAGAGGCUAAUCCUGCAAAAGUAGACAUCUAAUCAGACAGCAUGAAAGCCUUUCCAAAGGACAAGGCCACGGAGCAGUGGAGCAGAUCACCAUCACCAGGGCUUUUCGAGGACAGCCCAGGCAAGCCCCGGUAAGGACCAGCCUCGUCCUCGCCUCGGUGUGCGGGACGGGACGGGACGGGACGGGACGGGACGGGACGGGGAACCCGCAGCGCCCGGGGCCAGGGCCGGGCCGAGCGGGGCGGGGAGGCCUCAGCGCCGGUUCCCUCUUCGCCCGCCGUGUGAUUGGCGGCGGCUCCGGAGCUGCCUCCCGCCGGCCAUGGAGCCUCCCGCCCGGCCCCCGGCCCGCUCCGCUUCCCGCUGAGAGGAAAGCACCUGCGCGGAGCCGGGCCGCGGCCCCGCCGCUGCGGGCAUCGUUACGAUGGCAUAUUUGAGUUUUUGCAGCAGUUAGAGGAAGAUUUUUUGUAAAAAACGUUAUCUGAAAAAGAUGUUCAUGCAUCGCUGUAACUUAACUUUACUCAGCUUGUGCGAGUGCAUCCGACCAACGCUGCCUUCCUCUCCCAGGCUCUUGAUUUCUUCUGGCAUGGAGUUGGGGGAUUAUGAACAGCCUGUUGUUAUGAGAGAGGAAAACAAACGAAGGAGAAGAAGAAUGAAACCUUAUUGUACAUCGAGUAAUUUGUCUUCAAUGGAACUGAUAGCCAUUGAGUUCAUUUUACCUACAAGCAAUAAACAUACUAAAAUACCGGAAAUGAUGUUACUCGAAAUAGCUGGAAACUGUACAGUUGAGCAAAUGAAAGCACAGAUUUGGAUGCGUGCAAUAGAGAUGAGCCAAACCACAGACUUCUACCAUGCAUUCACCCCGGAUCAGUUCAUUCUCCAGUAUCAGAAGAAGGGGCAAUGGUAUGAAAUUUAUGAUAAGCAUCAAGUAUUACAGACCUUAGACUGCAUACUGUACUGGAAAGUGUUACAGAAGAAGGUAGGCAAGAUAUACGUUGUCCAGAAACAAAAACCAUCAGAAGAAGUUCAGGAAUUUCAGCGGCAGCUUAACAAUUUAAUUGGGUAUGAUGUUACCGAUGUGAGCAAUGUGCAUGAUGAUGAACUAGAAUUUACCCGCCGCAGAUUAGUCACUCCACGAAUGAUAGAGGUAGCCUGUAGGGAUCCUAAAUUGUAUGCGAUGCACCCAUGGACUACAUCUAAGCCACUCCCAGAAUAUUUGUUUAAGAAGAUCACUAAUAAUAACAUUUUCAUAAUCAUACAUAGAGGAACAACUAGCCAAAAAAUUAAAGUGUCAAUAGAUGACACUCCAGAUAUGAUUCUCCAUAGCUUUUUCACAAAAAUGGCAAAGAAGAAAUCUUUGAUGGAUAUUCCUGAAGAUCACAGCGAAUUGGAUUUCGUUCUCAGGAUUUGUGGCAGGGAUGAGUACAUUACUGGAGAGACACCAAUCAAAGAUUUUCACUGGAUAAGACAAUGCCUUAAGAAUGGGGAAGAAAUCCACUUGGUGUUAGACAACCCCCCCGACCCAAGCGAGGAUGAGGUUCAGAAGGAGGAGUGGCCAUUGGUGGAUGACUGUACAGGAGUUACAGGGUAUCAUGAGCAAUUGACGAUAGACGGAAAAGAUCACGAGAGGGUCUUCACUAUCUCUUUGUGGGAUUGUAACAGGAAAUUUAGGGUGAAAAUAAUUGGCAUUGAUAUCCCAGUUUUACCAAGAAAUACUGAUCUUACGGUGUUUGUUGAGGCUAACAUUCAACACGGGCAACAGCUCCUUUCGCAGAGGAGGACUUCCUCGAAGCCUUUUACUGAGGAGGUUCUGUGGAAUAUCUGGUUGGAGUUUGAUAUCAAAAUCAAGGAUUUGCCUAAGGGAGCACUCCUGAAUCUUCAGAUAUACUGUGGUAAAGCACAGGGAUUGUCCACAAAGACGAAUCUUCAGUCUCAUGACUCCCCCAACUCCGAUUCGAAAUGCAAAACCCAGCUUCUCUAUUAUGUAAAUCUUCUGCUGAUAGAUCACCGUUUCCUGCUACGAAGCGGGGAGUAUGUGCUCCACAUGUGGAAAAUCCCAGGCAAGGGGGAAGAACAAGGAAGUAUCAAUGCAGACAAACUCACAUCGGCAACUAAUCCAGAUAAAGAAAACUCCAUGGCCAUCUCUAUUGUGCUGGACAAGUAUUGUCACCCAAUUGCCUUGCCCAAGCACAGGAUAACAUCUGACUCCCAAGGGGACAGGACUCGAGCUGAAAUGCCCAACCAGCUUCGCAAGCAACUUGAAGAGAUCAUCGCAACUGACCCACUUAACCCACUUUCUCCGGAGGACAAAGAACUGUUGUGGCACUUUAGAUACGAAAGCAUAAAGCACCCCAAGGCGUAUCCUAAGCUGCUUAGCUCUGUCAAAUGGGGACAACAAGAAAUAGUGGCCAAAACGUACCAGUUGCUAGCUAAAAAGGAGGCGUGGGAUCAAAGCACUUUAGAUGUUGGACUCACAAUGCAACUUCUGGACUGUAACUUUUCUGAUGAAAAUGUACGAGCAAUGGCAGUUCAAAAACUGGAAAGUUUAGAAGAUGAUGAUGUUCUUCAUUAUCUUUUGCAACUUGUGCAGGCUGUGAAAUUUGAGCCGUAUCAUGACAGUGCAUUAGCUAGAUUUCUGCUAAAACGGGGUUUGAGAAACAAAAGAAUCGGUCACUUCUUGUUUUGGUUUUUAAGAAGCGAGAUUGCCCAGUCCAUGCACUACCAACAGAGAUUCGCUGUGAUCCUAGAAGCCUAUCUUAGGGGCUGUGGAAAAGCAAUGCUACAUGAUUUCAUGAAACAGGUUCAAGUAAUUGAAUUGCUGCAUAAAGUCACAAUGGAGAUAAAAUCGGUUUCUGCAGAAAAAUAUGAUGUCACUUCUCAAGUUAUUGCACAGCUUAGACAAAAGCUUGAAAAACUACAGAGCAGCAAACUUCCAGAAAGUUUUAGAGUCCCAUAUGAUCCUGGGCUAAGAGCAGGAGCCCUAGUGAUAGAAAAAUGUAAAGUAAUGGCAUCUAAGAAGAAGCCCCUGUGGCUUGAGUUUAAAUGUGCAGAUCCAACCGCUCUAUCGAAUGAAACCAUAGGCAUCAUCUUCAAACAUGGAGAUGACCUCCGCCAGGACAUGCUUAUUUUACAGAUUCUUCGAAUUAUGGAAUCCAUUUGGGAAGCAGAAUCAUUGGACCUCUGUUUGCUACCAUAUGGCUGUAUUUCUACAGGGAACAAAAUAGGAAUGAUCGAAAUUGUGAAAGAUGCUACAACAAUUGCCAAAAUCCAGCAGAGUACAGUUGGUAAUACUGGUGCGUUUAAGGAUGAAAUACUAAACCAGUGGCUGAAGGAAAGAUGCGUCAUUGAGGAGAAGUUUCAGGCAGCUGUGGAAAGGUUUGUUUAUUCCUGUGCUGGAUACUGUGUGGCAACCUUUGUACUUGGAAUAGGAGACAGGCACAACGAUAACAUUAUGAUUACAGAAACCGGUAACCUUUUUCAUAUCGAUUUCGGCCAUAUUCUUGGGAAUUAUAAAAGCUUCCUUGGAAUUAAUAAGGAAAGAGUUCCUUUUGUGCUGACUCCAGAUUUUCUGUUUGUCAUGGGGACUUCCGGAAAGAAGACAAGUCUCCAUUUCCACAAAUUUCAGGACGUAUGCGUGAAGGCUUAUUUAGCUCUUCGACACCACACAAACCUGCUGAUCAUCCUGUUCUCCAUGAUGCUAAUGACUGGAAUGCCCCAGUUAACCAGCAAAGAGGAUAUCGAAUAUAUCCGGGAUGCACUGACAGUAGGGAAAAGCGAAGAAGAUGCCAAAAAGCAUUUUCUUGAUCAGAUAGAGGUUUGCAGAGAUAAGGGCUGGACUGUGCAAUUUAACUGGUUUUUACAUCUUGUGCUUGGAAUCAAGCAAGGAGUAGAAAAGCAUUCUGCUUAACAUUUUAUGUAAAUCAGCUGUAGGUGUGAAUAGGAAGUUAGCAAAUCUACAUGUUAUUAUUUAUGCAUUCCGAAUAAAUGAGCAGUCGAAACUGCCUUUACUUGGCUGGCAGCUUAAAUGGAUCUUCAAAAAGGCAGGGGCUUUUGCUUUGCUGCUCCAGAAGAUCUUCCUGCAGUGAAGAUCUUCUUUUUUCCUGAAUGUCUAAUGACGUUUCAAGUUGCUGGAUUCUGUUACCUAGCUGCUUUGCUGAUGUGGCCUGCAAUUUUUUUUUUCUUUAGUAGUAGUGAAGGAGGAGUUUGAAUAAGAUGAUAACCUGCAAACUCAAAUAGAAAUUUUCUGUGGCAUUACCUUAAUUGUUCAUGAGGGUCAAGCCCUUCAAAUGGGGAAAAAAGAGUCUAUUUAAAAUACAUUGAAAUGCCUGUAGGAAAUGUAUUUCUUUCUCAGGAUGGUUUACACUCAAGUGUUCUUCACCCACGUCACUCCCCUUUGUCCCUUUCCUAACUUUUUGUUGUUUUGGGAUUUUUAAUGUGUCGUCAGUAGGAAACAGCUUUGAUUCUACUGCUAGAAGAAAUUACCUUACUGUUAUUUUAGCCUCCUGACAUACACAACUGAGCGUGACUGUCGCUCGAGGAGAACUUCAGAGUUCCCUGGAGGCUCCUCAGGUUUGAACCUGAAAUUCUGAAGGUUUAUUUUUGGAAGUUUUUUUUACUGUAUUUUUUUAAUGGGGAAGGUCCAUAUUAUAUUACAGAUCAUAUUCUUACUGUAAAUUUACUAAAAUUCCAUCUGUAUAGUAAAAGCUUUAUAGAAAAAGCAAUGGUACUUCCUUACUUCUCAGAGAAAAGUCCUUACAUAAGAGUAAUCGACAUUUUACCAAAUAUUCGAGAAACCCAAAGUUAUUUAUUCUUUGGAGAUAUAUUUUCAGGAUAUACCCAUAAGGAAUUAAAUAUAAUCUUUGAAAUUGUGUAUAUUUUGCUAUUUAUUUUUAAAUUCUUGAAGAGACUAUACUACUGAGAAGCUAUUUAUGAAAGAAAAAAAAAUCCUUAUCUUUAAUUUCAAUAUUUAAACUUUAAAGAGGAAAAAGUGGGCAGUGUUAAGUAGAAUUUUAACUUGUGUGCUGUAGGAUACCUGCAAAUCAUGUGGUCUGCCUACGGUAGGAAUAAAAAUAGCAUGAGUUAGUCUUUGACUUCAAUUAUUAUAGUAUACUUCCUCCUAAUUGAUUUUUACCAAAGAGAGAAGAUGGCUUACAAUAUUGCUUUUUUGCACUUGUGCCUGUGUAAUUUCUUCUUUCAUAGUAGUUUUACAUGGGUUUUACAUUACAUUUACGUGAUUAACUGAAUUCUGUAAUUCUGUUAUCAUUUGCUUCGAUAGUUUCACAGAACUGUUAAGAUUUUAACUACUGCUGCCACUAUUACUACUGAGUGUAUUCUGGAAGGAUUUUUAAUAAAUGUACUGUAAUUGGUGUCUCUGUCAUGAGACACAGGCAACCUAUUUUUGAAAUAUAGAUGUUUAGUUGGUUACUGUGCACAGCAAUAUUUUUGAUGUAUAUGAUAGACUUAGUUAAGGAAAUCUAAAAAGUUAAAAUGUAGAAUAUUUUAUUGUUCUAUUAUCAUUCUCUACAAGAUAGGCUUAAGAACAUACUAAAAUAUAAAUGAAAUGGUGAAUAUUGUCUGUAAAAUGAUAUUUUUAGAUUUGUAUUUUGUAGAUCUGAAAUAAAUUGACAUGUUCUAUUCA